Thlaspi arvense is the source of this 692-nucleotide messenger RNA. The record is from the annotation of a GenBank genome assembly. Lineage: Eukaryota; Viridiplantae; Streptophyta; Magnoliopsida; Brassicales; Brassicaceae.
CAUCAUCAAUUUAGGGUUUUGUUUCUGCUAUCUUAACAGCACACAAGGGACUGUAGAGCUCGAAGACGCCAUGGCGAGAAUCAAGGUUCAUGAGUUGCGGGAGAAAUCGAAAUCGGACCUUUCUGCUCAGCUGAAAGAUCUGAAGGCGGAGCUUGCUCUCCUCCGCGUCGCUAAGGUCACUGGUGGUGCUCCUAACAAGCUCUCUAAGAUCAAAGUGGUGAGGAAGUCGAUCGCGCAGGUCUUGACUGUGACUUCACAGAAACAAAAAUCUGCACUGAGAGAGGCAUACAAAAACAAGAAGUUUUUGCCACUCGAUCUUCGUCCCAAGAAGACUAGAGCCAUCAGGAGAAGACUAACCAAGCACCAGGCGUCGCUGAAGACAGAACGAGAGAAGAAGAAAGAAAUGUACUUUCCAAUUAGAAAGUAUGCCAUCAAAGUUUAAUAAUCCCUUCUUGUUGUCUCCCUCUGUUUUAAUUGCUUGUCAAAGAUCUUCUUCAUCUUCUCUGAUUUAUGUGAACGAUCUUUGAAUUAGAGAUUUUUAUUCGUCAAACGUAUCACACUGUUGAAACAGUAGCUCCAGCCUUGAGGGGUUUGGUUCGUUUUAUCUAAACCGGAAAGUCCGGACCGAGUUUGUGUUUUCGGUUUUAUUUUCCAUAUAAUUAAAUCCAAGAAUAUAUCAUAACCGAACCGGA